UGGCGACUAUACGGUUGUCAGCAUCAGCUGUUUGUGUGUAAUCGACCUCUAAUCCAAAAUCGUUCAAUAAUAAAUACCAGGAAAGGCCACAUCAGUGAAAAUUAUGUUCAUUUCGUAAUAAUCUACAAUAAAACAGCUGAUCUAUUAUGGGGCCUAAAUUCCUGGGAAUCCUCACUCUGCUGCUUGCCCUCCAAAAUUGCUUUGCACCCCCUGUAACUCAAGAAAAAAAAGAAACCGAAGAUGCUAAUUCCGAGUACGGUGGCCUAGAAGACUACAUGGAAUACCAUAGGUACCUCAAAGAAGUAGUGAACGCACUAGAAUCAGACCCAGAUUUUAGAGUAAAACUAGAAAAGGCCAACGAAAGCGAAAUUAAAUCGGGAAGAAUCGCAGAAGAAUUACAGUUUGUGUCUCAUCACGUCAGAACAAGAUUGGAUGAGCUAAAACGGGUAGAAUUGCAACGUCUUAAAGAAUUAGUUGAAAAAAGAAUGAAGCUAGAAUCAAUGGGUAAUGCCAUAGACGAAGACCCUACGCAUCAUCAUUUAGACCAAAGCAAUCCGCACACCUUUGAAAUUGAAGAUCUGAAAAAAUUAAUAGCCAAAACUACACAAGACUUAGCUGAAGCUGACAAAAAACGUAAAGAUGAAUUUAAGCAAUACGAAUUGGAGAAGGAAUAUCAAAAACAGGAGCAAUUGAAUCAUACUAGUGAGACUGAAAGAGAAAAGCUUGAAAGGGAGUUUAAGGAAAGAGAAGAAAAACACAAAAAGCAUGAAAAACUACAUGAACCUGGCCAUAAGGCUCAGCUAGAGGAGGUGUGGGAAGAACAAGACCAAAUGCAGCAAGAUUUUGAUCCAAAAACCUUUUUUAUGCUGCAUGACAUUGAUGGUAACGGCCUUUGGGACCAAGAAGAAGUAAAAGCCUUAUUUAUAAAAGAACUAGACAAAAUGUACCAGCAAGGAGCCCCUGAAGACGACAUGAGAGAAAGAAUUGAAGAAAUGGAACGAAUGAGAGAGAGUGUCUUCAAGGAAAUGGAUACCAACAAUGAUGGGUUUAUAGAUUAUAGAGAAUUCUUCCAACAAACAAAUAGUAAUGAUUUCAAGCAAGACCAUGGCUGGCAAGGCUUAGAUGAACAAACCAAACCUUACUCUGAAGAAGAAUUGAAUGAAUACAUCAGGCAGCAUCAUGCUAAUAACCAAAUUCCCAAAUAUGGACAAGCACCACCUUAUCAGCAGCCUCAAUUCCAUGCCGGGCAAGUACCACAAAUGGCACCACAGCAUUUGGACUUGAACACAAAUGAAAUUCAUCCACAGUAUGUGCCAGCACAACAACAUCAACAACAGAAUAUUCCUCAACAGUAUCAGCAACAACCGCCUGUAGGUCAAUAUCAGCAACAACCGCCUGUAGCUCAAUAUCAGCAACAGCCACCUGUAGCUCAAUAUCAGCAACAAAAUAUUCCUCAACAACAGCCUCAAUAUCAACAAGUUGUUCCUCAACAACAACCAAAUGUAGCUCAGCAGCCACAAGUGGUUCCUCAACAACAAUUAAAUGUAGCUCAGCAGGCGCAGGUUGUUCCUCAACAACAGCCAAAUGUACAGCCGAAUAUAGCUCAACGCCCAUUGGGAGAUCAGCCUCAUGUCCAACAAACAAAAUAAAUAGUUUGAAUUAAGAGUAAAUCAAUAGUUUUUCUUUUGUGAUCUUGCUAUAAGGCAUAUAAUUGUGGUGUUAUUUGUUUUAUUUAAUUUUUCAAUAAAUUUUACUUUUUUUUAUUAUACUUUUUGAUGUUUAAUAUGAAGAUUCUUGCUUACCUUGAAGAUGAUUUUUUUUUUAUUUUGCAAUAAAUUCGAUGCCCCACGUCACAAGCA
Ceutorhynchus assimilis (cabbage seed weevil) is the source of this 1859-nucleotide messenger RNA. The record is from the annotation of a GenBank genome assembly. Lineage: Eukaryota; Metazoa; Arthropoda; Insecta; Coleoptera; Curculionidae.